Hemiscyllium ocellatum (epaulette shark) is the source of this 2852-nucleotide messenger RNA. Its product is annotated as cytochrome c. The coding region runs from base 104 to 421 and encodes 105 amino acids. The record is from RefSeq and is a predicted model, not a curated record. Lineage: Eukaryota; Metazoa; Chordata; Chondrichthyes; Orectolobiformes; Hemiscylliidae. Gene Ontology annotation, cellular component: mitochondrial intermembrane space. The transcript is spliced from 3 exons. Gene Ontology annotation, molecular function: electron transfer activity; heme binding. Gene Ontology annotation, biological process: mitochondrial electron transport, cytochrome c to oxygen; mitochondrial electron transport, ubiquinol to cytochrome c.
UUCCCGUGCGCUCUCACCCACUCUUGGCUGCCGCGGAUAAAACCCGGAACGCGGCCGGCGCGAGGGACGACCUUGAGUGCGGGAAGGAAGCAACUGAAGCAAAAUGGGUGAUGUAGAGAAGGGCAAGAAGGUCUUUAUCCAGAAGUGUGCACAAUGUCACACGGUUGAGUGUGGAGGCAAGCACAAGACUGGGCCAAAUCUAUGUGGUUUAUUUGGACGCAAGACUGGACAAGCUGAAGGAUUUUCUUAUACUGAUGCAAACAAAAACAAAGGUAUUAUCUGGAGUGAGGAGACACUAGACACCUACUUGCAAAAUCCGAAGAAAUUUAUUCCAGGAACAAAAAUGAUCUUUGCAGGUCUCAAGAAGAAGAGUGAACGUGAAGACUUGAUAGCUUAUCUGAAAUCUGCCACAGCCAAAUAACUGACAGAGUCUGUUGCCUUAUUUAUUGAUCGGUUUAGAUUUGACUCCUGAUUGAGCAACCUCUGGUAUUAAUGUUGCAGUUGAAUUUUUAACGGUCUAUGGUUUUUAACCAUGUGUCUAGUUCUGGCAUUCUCUACCACCCUGUAACACUGCACUGUUCAAUUUUUAAAUUUGGAAAUCAUUGAUCCUUCAACUAGUAAGAAUAAAAGGGACUGUCGAACCAUUUUCUCUUCAUUGCAUUGUCACUAAUAUAAUUGUCAUUGGUGAUUGGGAAGAUUUGUAAAUAUGCUAUUUUAUUGGAUUUUCUCAGGUUUCCACAAUUCCCAGUUAAGUGCUAUAACUUGGUUCUGCUGAAUCAACUGCCCUCAGAAUAUAUUGGCAGUCUCUGGAACAAGUAUUACUCUUUUUUUAAAUGGGCAAUUUUGACUUCCAAGCAAUAAUGGUUGAAAAUUUUCAAAGUUUAAAAACCUGAACAUAAGGUUAUAAAUCCAAUAGCUUUAUUUGUAAGUACUCUUUCAGAGUGCUGCUUGGUCAUCGGGUAGCUGUCAGCAGCACUCCGAAAGCUAGUACUUACAAAUAAACCUAUUGGAUUAUGGCCUGGUGUCCACCCCAGUCCAACACCGGCACCUCCAUCAUGGAAAAUGUUCAGUUAACAAAGGCAGGUUUAGAAGUAUAUAUUGUGUCAAAAAGGAUGGAUUUAUUUUAAUUUGUCCAGCAUCUUCAGUGCUCUAAAGAUGCAACAUGAGAUUGAAGUGUUAAUGUGAGCACAUCUUUGUCUGAUGAUGCCACAAAUGGUGAACUGUAAUUUUUAGUUACACAAUCACAAAAAAUUGACAUUAAUUUGUGCGGCACAUGUUAAGUUUAACUUUGAGCUACCAGUUGCAUUAUUCUUGACACCAAAUUGGCAUUUAUUCUUAGAUUUUGAAUGAGUUGUAUGUUUUCUUGUCUACUAACACUCUUCAGGUAGAGGCCAGGGAACCUAACAGAAUUCCACACUUGUAUCUUUCUUAAUAUUUGGUUAAACUUAUCACUUCUAAUCUAUUUUAGACUUGUGCUGAACAGCUAUGAAUAUUUUACAUCAAAUCAGGUUUCUAAAUUUCAUAGGAAAAUCAUAUCAAUCAUUUUGGAUUUAUUUUUGAUUUGCAUUUGCAUGUAUAGAUUGUUUCUCAUUAGCAUUAUUGCUGUUGAUUAUAUUAAUGCCAGGUGCCCUUCCUAAUGACUAGGCUUAUUCUCAAGUGGCCCUUUCUAUGGUACUGUGGUAUGUUCAAUUUUUAAAUGUCACCACUUAUGGCACUGAACCAAUCACUGGUCCACUUUAUUUUUCCACAAUUUCUCUAUCUCUAAUCAGAUUGAGUAGUUACAUUGACUUCUCAUCCUGAAUACUAAAAUUUUAUUCACUGAUUUUUAUCACAAAGUAUAAGUAUCCAAUUUCAAUUUACCUUUUUAAUAAGCAAAUCAGCAGUUCAUCUAAUUUACUUAUUGCAGUUUGUUUUAGACAUUUUGGUUAGUCACUUUAUCAUUGAUCAUCUUUUAAUCACAAAAGAUAGUGAGCAGCUCAGGUCCAGAUACCUCCAGUUUUGAUUGCACCUACUUGGACAAUUGAAUACCUGAGUUUAAAAACCCCAAAUGCUAUGUCAGAUGUGUACUCUUACACUGAGUGAAUGCAAAUGAAAAUCCAUUGCUGCUUUUGGCAAAACAUUACAUCACAAUGGGGGCUGCUGGUCUGAGUGCCCUAAGACUCCCUGGUCUGCUUGAUCAUUUUUUUUGUAUUGUGAAGCAUUAGCCUUUUGCCAUUUUUAGUACCUUUGAUUCUCUUCACUGAUCUGGAUUGUAGGAAGUUCUGCUUGUGCAAAUCACAAGGCGAAAGGACAGGUAGCCAGUGUUAACUAUGUACCAGUUGAAAUAGUCUCACUUCUAAAUUCCUUUACUGCUUUUGUCCAAUCCCUUGUUAGACUAGUUUUGGAUUUCUAAUCUGCAACAUUAAAUUUGGUAUUUAAACUUAAUGGAUUUCAGCAAAGCAAAACUGGACUUGUGAUUUGAUUUUUUUUGAUCAAUAUAAAUUACAGGAUGUAAGAUACUUGUAAUUACCUGAAAUUGCAUACAGCAGCUUGAAGGAGAUUUGAACAUUCAUGAACUGGCAAUGAAGAAUGCUUUCAUACACUAACUCAACAAUUUAAUUUGGCCAAAUUUUCCCCUCUUUGUAAAUUUGCAUUUCCCAACAGCUGAGCAAAAUGAGUUUGUAUGAGGACUAGGUGGGCUUCAGAUCUUGGAAUGUAGCUGCCUAACUGGAAAAGCUCAUGCUUUACCUCUGGUUCAUUGAAUAAACAUUGCAAAUAUGAAUAUAGAUUAACACUUCAUUCUGUAAAGCAGUGUAUUUAUCAGAACUUGUUUCAAUUUUGUUCAUGAUUGGACAUUAAACAUUUGAUCCAAA